Molecule: messenger RNA, 2826 nt
Organism: Triticum turgidum subsp. durum (durum wheat)
Lineage: Eukaryota; Viridiplantae; Streptophyta; Magnoliopsida; Poales; Poaceae
Source: the annotation of a GenBank genome assembly
AUGAAUUACGAAUCUAUCACAACACAGAAAAGGAAAGAAAAGGCGAGUGCGGUAGGCGCUUCAUUUCCGUUCCCUCCUUCCGCCCGUCCGCUUCCCGCUCUCCCCUCUCCUUUUCCAAGAAAGCCCACCCCAUUUACAAGAGCGGAAGAGAGCGAGGGAGGGACAGACAGCGGAGCGGCGGCGGCGGCGGCGGCGGCGAUGGGGAUCCAGGGUUUGCUGCCGCAGCUCAAGUCGAUAAUGGCGCCCAUCAGGGUGGAGGACCUGAGGGGGCAAACGGUCGCCGUCGACACCUACUCCUGGCUCCACAAGGGCGCUCUCUCCUGCGGCGACCGCCUCUGCAAGGGCAUCCCCACCACCAGGCAUAUCGAGUACUGCAUGCAUAGGGUUAACUUGUUGCGGCACCAUGGCGUGAAGCCAAUUCUUGUAUUUGAUGGAGGCUUUCUGCCAAUGAAGAGCGAACAAGAGGUCAAACGUGCAAGGUCACGAAAGGAAAAUCUUGAGCGUGCCAGGGAACAUGAAGCAGCUGGGAAUUCCCGUGCUGCUUUCGACUGCUACCAGAAAGCUGUUGAUAUUACACCUAAAAUUGCUUUAGAACUGAUCCAGGUACUGAAGCAAGAAAAGGUUGAUUAUAUUGUUGCGCCUUACGAAGCAGAUGCACAAAUGACGUUCUUAUCUGUCAACAAACUUGUUGACGCUGUAAUUACCGAGGAUUCAGAUUUGAUACCAUUUGGCUGUUCUAGAAUUAUUUUCAAGAUGGACAAAUUUGGGCAAGGUGUUGAAUUCCAGAUAACACGAUUGGAACGAAACAGGGAGCUGGACUUAAAUGGAUUCACGAAACAGAUGUUACUAGAGAUGUGUAUUUUAAGUGGCUGUGACUAUCUUCCAUCCUUGCCGGGAAUGGGUGUCAAACGUGCUCAUGCACUCAUCCAAAAACUUAAGAGUCAUGAGAAGGUAAUCAAGCACCUGAGGUACAGUGCUGUUUCUGUUCCACCUCAAUAUGAAGAGAAUUUCAAGAAGGCAAUAUGGGCAUUUCAGUUUCAAAGGGUCUAUGAUCCUGCGACAGAAGAUAUUGUUCAUUUGUCUGGCAUUCCUCAUGACCUCAGCGAAGACGACUUUCUGGGACCAUGGUUACCACAGGCUGUUGUUAAAGGUAUUGCUCUAGGGGAAAUUGAUCCACUUACAAAGGAACCAUUUGAGGCCAGCAUUCCUUGCAGUGCACCUGCUGCUGAUAAAGGUUAUCCGGUCAAGGAGUCUAUUAUUCCUUCAAAUGGAAAGAAGAGGCUAGAAUUGCCUGUGCAGAAAAACAUAUUGACAAAUUACUUCUGCUUAGCAUCGCUUGAGGCAAAACGGAAGUUCAGGGCACCUAAGGUUACACCCAAGCAAAAAAUGUUGAAUGAAUCUUCUUUGCCGAGCCGUCAGACUGAAGACUCUGGCACCCCUGAUUCAAUUGAAGACACUAGCUUGCCAAUGAAUAAUAUUCAAUUCUCUCAGUAUAGUUCUGAGCAUUUUAGCUCUGAACCUCCUCGAGAUGAUUCAAUUGAUGCUUCUCAACGUAGUACUGGUCGAGCCUUCCCCUGGGACGAUUCAGAUAGUGUUUCACCCCACUGUAUUUCUCGUGAUAUUGGCAGUGGUCCUCUUUCUAGGGAUCAACACAUUGAAGAUGCAGAGGUUGAGGUCAGUUAUUGCAACACAAGUGCAAUGCCAAUAAGUCCUUGCUUAGAGAGGACUUCGCCUGGGAUAGCAGAUCCAUCAUUAAUUUCUCAUAACACGGAACCAUCGAGAUCAGUGCCACAUUAUGCUGAAAGUUAUGUGGCUCCUACUGUAAGGAGUUCAUACUUCAAGAAAGAUAAGAGGGUUUUCACAAAUCAAGUAGAAGACCAGUUAGAUGAUGACGAUGAUGAUAACGCUGAGACUGGCACUUCCACUCUUUCUGGAAUUCAACCGGGGAACCCUGGAGGUGUUGUGAAGAGAAGAAAACUUUGGGAUCCCCAAAAUUUUGAAGACGAAACAUUGCCACCAACUAGUUCACAUGACAGUCCAACAGUUGAUGAAGGCUGUGGUACUGAUUCCCUUGAUGACAUCGACACAAAUUCUGAAGGAAGAUUCGGAUGCAAUAUUUCCCAUGUGAAUAAUUACAGUGGCAUCGCGGAGAAAUCGAUGGAUAAGUUUGCUGCACUGAUAUCAUCUUUCAGAUACGCAGGCUCCCGUGCCAGUGGCCUUCGUGCUCCUUUAAAGGAUGUGAAGAAUACCCUUUCUGUGAGAUCUAUUCUCAGACCCCCGGAACAGAACCUCUGGUGUACGGCUAAGAAGACCGCGAGAGGUCGUGGUUCACGAAGCAGAUCCAGAAGUGAUGCCUCGAAUAGCGCCGACGGUCCUCCUGAUCUGAGCGCGUUUGCACGCAGCCCUGUUUUUCUUCCUGAUCUGGGGAAGGUCACCCAUAAAGAUGCACCGGCAAGAUCUACUACUGGUGGUUGUCUUGAUCAGAGCAGGAACACUCGUAAAGCAGUGGGCACUGUUGUCAGUCCUGAUCUGAGCACAUUUGCAUACACACCCACGACUACUGCUAGUCGUCCUGAACGGAGCAAAGUCUCUACAGCUAUAAGGACUGCAGACAGUCCUGAUCCGAGCACAUUUGCAUACCGACCCACGACUACUGCUAGUCCCUCUGAGUGGAGCAAAUUGUCUCCUACAGUUAUAAGAACCGCUGACAGUCCUCCUGAUCUGAGCACAUUUGCAUAUAAACCCAUGAAACCUUUGAAUGGCAGCAGGUUUGCAGGGACAGCAUUAGUGGCUUCUGGACGAAAUUCUCGAGGCCGAUUCACAUAG